Truncatella angustata is the source of this 1101-nucleotide messenger RNA. Its product is annotated as concanavalin A-like lectin/glucanase domain-containing protein. Gene Ontology annotation, biological process: carbohydrate metabolic process. Lineage: Eukaryota; Fungi; Ascomycota; Sordariomycetes; Amphisphaeriales; Sporocadaceae. The record is from RefSeq and is a predicted model, not a curated record. Gene Ontology annotation, molecular function: hydrolase activity, hydrolyzing O-glycosyl compounds. Bases 1 to 1101 code for a protein of 366 amino acids. The transcript is spliced from 3 exons.
AUGCUAGCCCGUGGAGGUCAGCCCGCCGUUGGCGGUGCUCUCCCACUGCACCGCAUUCUCCUUGCUCUGUUUUGGUGCCUUUCAGCCCUCCCAGCCGCGACGGCAUACACAAACUGCUCUGCAUUCAGUACAAACGGCACAGCUGCCUCACAAUUUAGCUACUAUCGCUUCUAUGAUUUCAGAAACAUCCCCUCAGACACGUGGGAUUCCGUACAAAACGCAACAUCACCCAAUAAUGAAACAGCAGGAGCUUCGACCAGCGACAUGUCUUGGUCGCUCGACUGGCAACGGAGGGACGGCCUGAGAUAUGCAGAGAACGACCCCAACAACCCGUUGUUGCCAAUUGACUACCAACUGAGCAAAGUCGCAAUGACAAAUGUAACAGAUGACUCUGAUGCGACUACCGCCCUAAGCUUUCUCAGCUCCAGGGAAAACGAGGCAUCGCAACAGUCUAGCGGUAUUGAUUUCAAUGAGGACUCUAUCUUGUACUUGUCGCUGCGUUUGAAGGCGCGUGUUACCGGCGACCCCGGUGCCUGUGCUGCCUUUUUCACCUAUGAGAACGACACACAAGAAGCCGAUAUGGAGCUGUUGACUCGCGAUGAUCAAGACAUUGUUGGCUUCAAUACUCAGCCCAGUAUCGAUGUUCAUGGCAACUACAUCAACGCGACACAUUUCAACAUGUCGCUUCCCAACGACCUCACCAGGGAGAAAUGGAUCACCUACCGCAUGGAUUGGGUGUCAGACCAGGUGGUCUGGUAUGUGGAUGGAGUCCAAAUGGCAAACACCUAUACCAAUGUUCCUGUCGAACCCAGCCAUCUAUAUCUGACAAUGUGGGGCAACGGAGGUACAUGGACACGGAUGAUGACGCUGGGCGAUUCGGCCCUGCUUGAGAUACAGUGGAUCGAAGUCACCUACAACCUCAGCGAUGCUACACCCAUUGCUAACGCCAGUGGGACUGUAUGCAACCUGGACGACACCGAUACAGCCGGCAGCUUCCAGCCCUUUAUAUUCCCAGCACCACACGACGACACGUCAAGCGGCUACAAGUUGGGCAUAAACGCCUUCCUAACAAUUUCGGCUAUUAUUUUGGCAUUGAUAUAA